Messenger RNA from Echinostoma caproni, 3414 nucleotides. NCBI's taxonomy places the organism in Eukaryota, Metazoa, Platyhelminthes, Trematoda, Plagiorchiida, Echinostomatidae. The record is from the annotation of a GenBank genome assembly.
AUGCAUGCAAUCGAUACAUCCGAUGUACUCCAUUGCGAGGCGACAAAAAGUGAUCUGCAGCUAUUUCACGAUCAGGCCGUUCAAGAUUUCCUCAUUUUAUGCAUCAUACACAGCGUGGCAGACGUUCAUAUUGUGUGUAGCUCAUCCGCAUCAGUGGCUUCCCGCUUCCCCAGUCUCCCAUCAACCGGCCCCACUGAUUCCGUCACUAGUGGUCAAGCCAAUCGGCUACAAAGCGAAGCGGCCACGUUGGUACGUCGUUUGGUGACCAGCGGACGACUGUUUCCUAUCACCCUGAGUGCCCAAGCCCCGGAGGCCUUUUUCACCGCUCACGGUUCACUGUUGUGUGAACCAGAGCAUCGCCUAUUCCCCGCACUGCUCUAUUUUAUCGAUCAGCUCAUCACAAGUCCUUGUGGUAGCUCGCCGGGUUUGGCCACUGCUCCAGAUUUGUCCACCUCGGUUCGGACAAUCGGCUCUGCUCUGUACACGGCUCUGUUCUGUGCCUCAGCCUGUCUCGAGACGCAACGACAAGAUAUUGUCAUUCAUCUGGUUCGUCACGCGUUGGCCGCUUUACCGGACCCGGACAAAAUUAGCGGCCGUGUUCGACGUGGAACCAGUAAACAGAAAGCAGUAUCACGCACCGGUCUUCUGACCCUCUUCCAUUUGGCACGUUCAAAACCAUUGGAUUUAUCUCAAUUCGACACCAUCCUUUUCGGCAUGAUGGAUCGAUUGAUGCGUGUUGUCACAGCCAUGGCAGGUUCCGCCGCGGUAUUAGAUUCGAGUACUGGUGCCUGUCAAACGGAUCGGGCAUACGCGAGUAUGAUGGAAAUGGCCCGACGUAUAUUGCUCAUCUUAGCCUGGAUGGGUUUCUGUAAUCGGGAACAAAAAUUUAUGCAAGAAAAAUUGUUGUCCACGCUUCGAAAACAGUUGUCCGGUUCAUGUUUGAUUUCCAAAGCACUGGGUGUUGUCGGGGCCGUUGUGGUUCUGGAAACAAUAUGUCGCCGAUGUUCGACAUCCUCCUCGGUCGAUCCGGAGCCUGCCGCAGACGUGCACGUAUCUACACAAUACGAUGAUUCCAUUGUUCUAGCCAGUCAGCUGGCACAUGUGGAUCACGGACGAGCAAGCACAUCGACUACCAGUACUUCUCGAACUAGCAACACGAGUUGUUUGAGCCUGCGUGGCCCGGGAACCGGGAUGGCCGAUGAUCCACACGAGAUUCACCUCCCAAUUGAGGACACCGAGGAAGAUGCGGAUGAUCUUGACGAGCACGGUCGAACCACACGGACGAUCUCAGAUAGUGCACUUGUUCCUCCGCGUGUCCACACUCCUCCCUCCCGAUUGUUACUCCAGUUGAUCGGUCUUGUCGAACAUGCCACCGGGUCCCACUCUCAGCUAUAUGCUUUUUGGCUCGACCAACUCAGUGCUUGUUUCAGUCGACUUGCUCAGUACCGGUCCGCGGAGAGUCCGAACACCCCGCCCACAACCCCGGCGCCGAAAAACCCAUUGAAAAGCGAUGUUUUGUUUCAGUGUUUCGCUGGAAAACCAGUAAAUCGGAAUGACUUUGUAAUGGACAAUUCGUCUUUGGAGGACUACAACUGUCAGUUGAACCUGAACGAUCCGUCCAUGUGCGAGGUGGCCGUAGCAAUCGGUCCCACAUGGCGUCCCUAUCGAAAUAGUUUGCGUGAGCAUCGGAUUGGCCAGUCGGUCAGCUCCCGAGGUCAGAAGGUGCUCUAUCCGCCAAACCCGUUGGCUCUUCCGUCUCAGCUUAAACUAAUCGGAGUGACCGAAUCGGUUCGACUACACGGUCGGCUUGACGCCAUUGAUGCACUUCUUGGUUGUCCACUACUUCUCGCUGUCCAGUCCCAAACGUCCACAGACGUAUCACCAACCGCGUUUCUCCCGUUCAAACCGGAAGAAAAAGAGGAUGAAGCUUACCUGUUGCUAGCUUCCAUAAACUGUCGCAAACCGACCGGUCUGAAAUCUAAAUGUGCUACUAAAACCGGCGAAUUACGCGCUGCUGUACGUUCUCGAACCACAAAAACCAAACGACCUCGUCACGAGUCAGGCAGUUCGACGGACGUGCAUGGCACCACCACCCUCACUCAUGACGGUAACGCGAGUGAUGUGGAUUUGGACGACUCGGCGGAACGAAGCGGUGAUGAUGACGACGACGAGGAGGAGGAGGAACCUGAGGAAGGAAGUCGUUUGGACGGCACGAACGUCGAUGGAGACAAACUGAGUGGGAAACAUACGGGAAAAUCGGUGCUCGGCCUGAGCGCGUGGCCAUGGAUCUCCGAGGUGACCCAGUUCGGUGUGCGCACUCGUCCAGUGGAGCUAACGGAUCGGAGCGUUUUAUCUGGUGCUGUGGAUUGGGUCACUCUCUCCUGGUUGAUGGAUGAUUUGCAUCGGAAACUGAUCCAUCUUUCCGACGCCAACACCGCCACGCCAACCGGGUGGUAUGCGUUCGAACAAUUGGAUCACGUGGAUCCGCGAGUGCGCUCAAUUCUACUGCUACACUUGAUUCCGCAUCUUCAGCGUGUAAUGAAAAUGGCGAUUGAAUGCCUGAUCGGUAAUCGCCAUUUGUCUGAUUGUGACCUCAUCCCCACGUCCUCUUCCAGUAGUAGUAGUAGUAGUUCAGAGGAUGAAACUGCCCCGUCCAACACUCCGAUUCCCGUGCGCCUCAAUCGAUCCAAACAGACAGACAUCCCUGAGCGACCGAAGUCAUCCUCACAGACGAUCCGGACUGCAACGAAUGAAAAUCCUGGUCCAUUCGUAUCGAACAUAGUCUGUUGCGGAUUGUCCUCGUUGUGGAUGCUCUGUUGCGGUCUGCGUGUUCCCGGCCCCAGUCUGGUCGACUUGAAACCACGUGCAACUGUGACGAGUGCGGCCCCGCGCAACAGCUGUUCAUUCAUUGCUGCUUGUAUUGGUCGAUUGGCUAAAGCAUGCCUCCAUGCCGAGGCACCUGUCGUUAUCCGUGUCCCGGAACUCACUGCGCGUGACAAACGCUGUCUCUCUUCGGACUUACACACUGUUCUGGACUGGUUAUUUGCCAUGGCCCCGGACGGUUUGCCACAUAUCGCUGCGGCCGCCCUGCAUUGUCGUCUUGUCACGUAUCUGACUGAUUUAUAUUGGAACAGUAGUUUACGGGCCCACGCGACACCAGAUGCCGGUACAAGCGAUGCGAAAUGGUCUCCGGACUUGCUUGUGUACACAAAAUCGUUAUUGGAUCAAGAAUGGGACACUUCGGUCAAGUGGAAAAGUAAGUUCUCCAUCCCUUUUUGUUUUCUGACUGUACACACACAAAUGCGCGCGCACGCACACGACUACUGGUGGUGUUUUGGUUCGCUUGCUUGUUUUCUGUUGUCUGUACCUUCUGUAAAUCAAUUGGUCGAAUAUCAUUUCAUAUUGCCCAAGUGA